AUGCUUAAUUCGAUUGAAUGUUUUAUUGAAGUACUACAAUUAUAAUAACCAUGUGAUGGUCUUGUUUCAGAAGUGUAACAAUUUUUAGAUUUCGACAUAAACAAAGUAUUACAACAAGAUCAAAGAAAGAUAGUGCAAGAUCCUAUGUAUCAAAUUGUCAAUAGUUGCUAUUAGAUUAUUAAUCAAUUGGUUUAAUUAAAUUGAAGAUCAUUUAUCAAUUAAAUAAGAUGAAAAUGACAAUUAUAUUACUCCUUUAAUUUAAGUUCAAGUCAUGUUGAUCAAUUCUUUCAUUUACAUUUCAAACUAAAAUUUACUUUAAGAAUAUUUUUAUCUAUUUGAAGUCUUAUAAAAAAAAAUAUUAUACCUUAAAAUCUAUUCACCUAAUGAAUUAACCUAAAAUGCUUUAGAAUAAUGCUCAAAAUUUGAAUAGUGCAUAGAUUGUAACAAAAUCUCAUAAAUUAGCAUGCUUCUUUAUAAAAUUAAUUAAUUUAAUUCAAGUGAAAAAAUAGAUCAAUUUUAUCAAUAUAUUAUUAAAUUUGACUAAAAAAAACAUAAAUUAGUUGAUUCAUAAGCCAACUUAAUAUUAUAUUCAUAUUAUCUAAUCUUAUAAUAAUGUUGUUAAUUAGUUGAAGAUAAUAACAAUCUUGAUACUGUUAUUUCUAUAUGUCUUAAUAUUAAAGAAGAACUCAAGAAAUCUGAUCAUAAUUAUCUCAACCAAUGUAAUCAAUGUAUCUUAUUAUCUUACUACAAAUUAAACAGAAUUAAUGAUUUCAUACAAUAAAGUAAAUAAUAUGAUUUAUAAAAAACUACUCCACUUGAAAUUUAAUUACUUAUUUUAAUUGUUAAAUUCAAAGAACUAUCUACAGAAAUUGAUUUUGAAAAAGUUAAAAAUUAAGUCACUAAAAUGUUUUAACAAUUUCUAGAUAACAAUUUAAUGCAUACUGUCACUGAUAUUCUUAUAUUACUUAAAGAAUUAAAUUAAAAUAUAUCUUAAUAUACAAUCAAUUUUGUACUCAUUUAUUAAUGGUUUCAAUUCAAAUUUAAUCUUAUACUUAGAGCAUCUAAUCAAUAGAACAUUAUUAAAUUAAUUAAAGACAUCAAUUAAAUGCUUCUAGACUUUCCUUAAUUAAUGAGCAUUAAUAAUUUCAAUAAAGAUCAAAUUCAAACCUUAAACAAUAAUCUUAUAAUCAAUAUUUUAGACUUAUGUUAAUUAAUAUUUACUAUCGUCUAACACAUUACAAAAUAUUAAGAAGUUUGUUUAGAUGAAUUUUUUUAGAUGAUUUUAUUGAUAAUUCCUCAUUUUGCUAGUGAUAUCAAAUUGUCUAAAUAAUUUGGAUCAUUAAUUACUUUAUUAUCAAAUCUUUAAAUUAAAGAAAGUUAAACCUUGUAACAUUUAGCUAUGUUCUUAAAUUUAGAAUUUGGCAUCUUACCAUAAACUUAAACAAUUUUAUUUUAAAAUUUAUUAAAAAAUUAUAAAUCAGGUAUUGUUACUGCAACUUUACUAUUUUUAAAAGAAUUUCAAAGCAAUAACAAAUAAGAAAAUAGAAUUAAUUUAUGUAAAUAAUUAAAAUCCCUUCUUGAAGAAUCAUACUAAUUAAUUGAUUCAAAUUCAGUCUUGUUUUAUUCAAUUUUAGAAUCAUGUAUAAGGAAUUAAUAAAUCUACUAUUACUAGACAGUAAUUAACUUCUUUGUAGAAUAUCAACCUACCUUAGAUCAACAUAUGUAUUAUUUCUUAUUGAAUUUUAUUGAGAAAUGCAUUAAAUAAAAUGAUCCUGCAAAUGUUGAUCAUUUAUAUUAAUUACUUUAUUAAUAUAUAGCCUCAAAGAAGAGUCUAUCAAUUGAUCUAUGUAAAUAAUCAUAUAAUAUAUGUACAAUACCUCCCUCAUCAUUAGCUAAGUAAUUAGUUAAAUUUCAUACUUAUUUUAUGAUCUCAGUGUAAAUGGAUACAUGUUCAAUAUAAUUCAUUAAAGAUACAGUUAUGGGAAAUAAUUAGUAUAAAUAUUAAUGGAAGGUGGAAAAUAAUAAAUCUUUAUUCAUUAUUGUAUCUGAAAUUUUAGAACAACUAUAACCAGAAUCACAAUUUAAAUUAGAACUUAUCAAUAUUAAACAUCUCUUUGAAUUAUUUUUUUAUCUAAUUGAAUAAAAUACAAAAAUGGAAGUUAAUAAUGUGAUUCCUUACUCUUUGAGAUAAAUUAUCAAAAUGGCUUACAAUUAUAAGUUGGAUGAAGUAAUUUACAUUUUUAUUGUAGUUUGUAUGUAAGAUUUUGUUAAUUUCAUUCAAUCAUGAAAAUUUAUUUUUGUUUCUUCUUUUAGAAUUGUAAUCCUAUGAAGGAAAUAGAUAAUUGAUGAUUUUAAAGAAAUUUAUUUAUGAACAAUAAAUACCAUUAUAUGGAUAUCUUUUGGUAAUCUGUUAGAUUGUAGAAACAAGUGAUACAUUAGAAACUAUAUUAGAGAUGUUACCAUAAUUAAAUCAGUAAAUAUCAUAUAUAUAAUAAUUUAUAGAAUUUUAAGAACAACUCCUGUUGAUGAAAAUUUGAAAUAAUUCACUCAAUUACUAUAUUUGAAAUUGACAGCUUUAAAAGAAUAUGUUCCAAUUGGAAAAAUCGAUAUGAUAUGUCAAUCUAUUAGUUUAUUAUCUAUUUGA
Messenger RNA from Paramecium sonneborni, 2644 nucleotides. The record is from the annotation of a GenBank genome assembly. NCBI's taxonomy places the organism in Eukaryota, Ciliophora, Oligohymenophorea, Peniculida, Parameciidae.